Gigantopelta aegis is the source of this 2476-nucleotide messenger RNA. RefSeq names its product protein BANP-like. Gene Ontology annotation, biological process: negative regulation of protein catabolic process; protein localization to nucleus. The record is from RefSeq and is a predicted model, not a curated record. Bases 85 to 1455 code for a protein of 456 amino acids. The transcript is spliced from 12 exons. Gene Ontology annotation, molecular function: DNA binding. NCBI's taxonomy places the organism in Eukaryota, Metazoa, Mollusca, Gastropoda, Neomphalida, Peltospiridae.
AUAUUUACUACCAGUGACUAUGAUCGCUCUUGGGAAACGAAAAUACUUAUUUUUUACUGCCAAAACCUGCCAAUGUGAUAUGUCAUGCAGCUACGACAUGGUUUUUCUUGGCGAAGCGAGAAUACCUGCGCGAAAUAUAAAAUUCGUCUGCUACGGCAUCCCUUGAACAUAAACAUGACCACUGUUGAUUGUGAUGAAAUGUCUGUGCAUCCACGUAUAAUUGCGGUGGAGUCAUCAUCUGUUGUGACAUCCUUUGAUGAUUCUAAUUCGAUGGAUGAAGAUUCUUUGAAUGAAGUUACUGAUCCGGUACAAAAGAAAAGAAAGUUGGAUCUGGAUGAAGUAUCAAUGGAUCAGUCUAUCAAGCAAAUAUUGUUUAACAUCAACAAGGCAAUAUGUUUACGUCUUGAUGGAAUAGAACACCGCCUUAAUCACAUCCAGAGUCGAACAAAACUGGUUGAAGAAAAAGUAGAACAGUUGUUGGUGAUGUCAAGGCAGCAACCUGGCUCUGUAGUUCACCAGCCCCCUAAUAGUAGGCGUGGGGCUGUAAUUAUUGGUUUACCACAAAAUGGAACCAGAAUUGAUUCAGGUACUGAAUUAACAGCUGAACAAGCCAAUCAACUAGCAGCAGAAGCAGAACAGUCUCUGAACUCAGUGGAUGGAAAUGUCCAAAGUCUGGGACCAAACGUAACACUAAUAACACUCAACACAGAAGAUGAUUUUCCAUCUGGUACGUGGCUGGGUGAUGAAAGCAAUCCUGAGAUGAGAGUUCGUGCUCCCAUUCUUCCAAGUGACCUCCUUCACAUACAUUCCAAUUGUCGUACUCCCGAGAAAAUGGCACUGACAAUGUUGGAUUACCUGUUUGAUAGGGAAACACAAGCCUGUUCAAAUUUAUCUGGAAUGGGAAAACAUGGGAAGAAACAGCUGGAUCCGUUAAUGAUAUAUGGAAUCCGGUGUCAUUUAAUUCAAAGAUUUGGAAUUACUGAAAAUGACUGGCACAGAAUUAAACAAAACAUAGACUCAAAGUGUCGCACAGCUUUCAGAAGAAAACAGAAAGGAAUGCCACUGACUGUGAAAGCUUUUCGUGGAAAGGCUCAUGAAAAAACUAUUGCUGGUGCUUUAUCUGUUGACUGUCAGAGUGAUGAUGAUUCUAUGAAUCAUGAAGAUUCUGAACUGCACAUACAUCAGAGUGACUGUGAUAUUCACCAAUCUAUAUCUAUGCAAGGGGAGACAAUUCAGCAAGGCGAGAUUCAGAUUUUACAUGCGACACCCGAACAAAUUUCACAAUUACAACAAGCUCAUCACAUACAGAUCCUGCAGGGAGAUCAGGUUAUAGGGCAAAUUCAGCAUGGUGAUAUAUCAGCAUUAGGCGAUGGUAUUCAAGUUGCCACGGUUACAACAGAUUCUGGUGAAGUAUUGCAGAUUCAGCAGGCACUUGCAUCAAGUGUGACAGAGUAAUCUGGCCCUGUAUUGCUCAGUAUUGAAGACAAUUAACUCAGGAACUGAUAAACCUUUAGUGAUAUAUGUGGUGCUGACAUUCAGCCGAGAACAAAAUGAUUGUGUUGUCCUCAUCAAUCACAAACAGUGCUCUACCAGUCAUAUUUAUGCCUUAUUUAGUAAAUUACUCUUCUUUUUUUUUUUUGCUCAUCAUGCUUUCAAAAAUUAGGGUCGUGAAUUCUUAGAACUCUUACUAUGUUUCUGGCCUCUGAAAAUUGAGAGAACGAUCGUUUCAAUCUAAGUUUGCAUUAGCGCAAGAUUUGGAUCACCACCAUUUACUUCAAUAUAAGAGGAAAUGGGUUACCAGGAUUUACAUCUCCGUAACCGAUAAAUGGGUCAUGCAGAUUUUCAAUUCUUAGAGGUCUGAUGUUUGUAUGUAUGCUGUUGUCAAAAUCAGAGUAUCAAAUACACUGUCAUUUGGCUGACGAUGUCGGUUAACCAGGUUAAUUAAAUUACAAAGAUGAUGACUUCAAAUGAUCCAUUGAUUGGCAGAUGUUUAUUUAUGAGCACUCUAGGUCAGUAAAUGUCCGAUUACACAAAUGCCUUCCGUCAUUGAAAUCCAUGUUAAAUUGCCCAGCUAAAGAUAAAGCUAAUAGAACAGGUUCUCAUUAGCACUAGUGGCAUAUACCAUUUUGAAGACAUUUUUAGAUAUUUGUUUAUUUUCACUGCAAAACUGAGAAUACUUCUGUCUGGGGUUUUUUGCUAUAUGACCUCUGCAGUACAUAGAAUCAGUUCUUACAGGCACAGCAGAGCAAGGAGUGGGGCUGGAAUCAAAAAUAUUAUUGGUAGUAAAUCUGGGAUGAAUUUUACUUGAAUGCAGGAAAUUGCAUUUCAGGACAUCUAUGUCAACUUGCUUCCCCUGUGCCAAUCUAAUUAAAAUUAGCUCCACUAUUACAUGUGGAUCUAACAGCAGCCAAUUGGAGCUCAUGUCCACCAAUCAAAACCUUACUUGCAGCAUCAUGUAAAACUGAAGACUGAUUUA